UCAGACAUGACAUUCCCUGCUGAUUAACUCUUAAAUCUAACUGGAGCGGUGCAGAAACACGCUACACAAAGAGCUCUGUGGCCAGAUUUAUUACAAACAUAUACAAAGAAAUAAGAUAUCUCAACAUAUCAAUAAGUCAAAUGGGUGAAGAAAACAUGAGAAAAAGAAAAGGAGAGACUAACAGGGAAAGAAAUGAACAAUCCAUCCAAAGUAAAGAAUCUAAAACUAUGAAUCUACAGAAAGAGGUGGGCCUGAUCAGUGGGAUCUGCAUUAUUGUUGGUACAGUUAUUGGCUCAGGCAUCUUUAUUUCUCCGAAGUCAGUACUUGUCAGUGUUGGAGCUGUGGGGCCUUGUUUAGUCAUCUGGGCAGCCUGCGGAAUUCUUUCUACAUUAGGUGCGCUAUGUUAUGCUGAGCUAGGCACAAUGAUCACAAAAUCAGGGGGAGAAUAUCCUUACCUUAUGGAAGCAUUUGGUCCUAUUCCAGCAUAUUUGUUUUCCUGGACUAGUUUAUUGGUCAUCAAACCCAGUUCAUUUGCUAUCAUUUCUCUCAGCUUUGCAGAAUAUGCUGCAGCACCUUUUUACCCAGGCUGUGAGCCACCCAUAGUAGUCAUUAAGUGCCUUGCAGCAGCUGUCAUUGUGAUUAUUACCACAGUGAAUUCACUGAGUGUGAAGUUGGGGAGCUACGUUCAGAAUUUUUUCACUGCUGCUAAAAUGAUCAUUGUUAUAAUCAUUAUUGUAUGUGGAUUUGUUCUCCUUGCACAAGGAAAAACAGAAAAUUUUAAAAAUUCUUUCAAUGAUGCUAAAAUUUCUGCUGGUUCUAUCAGUUUGGCAUUUUAUAAUGGACUCUGGGCCUAUGAUGGAUGGAAUCAGCUCAAUUACAUUACAGAAGAACUUAAAAAUCCUUACAGAAAUCUACCACUUUCUAUAAUCAUUGGAAUCCCAUUGGUUUCAGUUUGCUAUGUUCUGAUUAAUAUUUCAUAUUUCACAAUAAUGACGUCAACAGAACUUCAGCAGUCCCAGGCGGUCGCUGUGACAUUUGGGGAUCGGGUCCUUUAUCCAGCUUCUUGGAUAGUUCCUCUCUUUGUGGUCUUUUCUACAAUUGGAGCAGCCAAUGGGACGUGUUUUACUGCUGGCAGACUUAUUUAUGUAGCAGGUCGUGAAGGGCACAUGCUAAAGGUGCUGUCUUACAUUAGUAUUAAACGUUUCACCCCAGCACCUGCUAUCAUAUUUUAUGGUGCCAUUGCUAUUAUUUAUAUCAUCCCUGGAGACAUUAAUACACUCAUAAACUACUUUAGUUUUGCUGUCUGGAUAUUUUAUGGUUCGACUGUAUUUGCACUCAUAGUUAUGAGAUUUACAAGAAAAGAGCUCAAAAGACCAAUCAAGAUACCUAUCGUCAUUCCCAUCUUAGUGACAGUAGUUUCCAUUUUACUAGUUUUGGCUCCAAUCAUCAGUGAACCCGAAUGGGCAUAUCUCUACUGUGUUUUAUUUAUGCUUGGAGGACUUCUAUUUUAUGUCCUUUUCAUUCAUUUUAAAUUCAACUGGGCUCAAAAAAUAUCAAGGCCCAUCACCAUGCACCUUCAGAUGCUUCUAGAAGUUGUUCCACCAGAGGAAGUUCCUGAAUAAAAAGAUUUGAUUUUCAGUAGUCUAUUUUUAAGUACUAUAAUGUUUGUGAGGCAGCUUGAAUAGUUUGAAUGUUUAUGUUUGCUAAAUUCAGACUUGUUCAUCCUAAUGUGCAGUUUUAUUUUUGCAACAAUUUAUAAAUAUGUUUUAAUUAUCUUAUAUGAGAAUCAGACGCUUUCUUUGCAUGGAAUUCUAUCUACAUCUGGAUGGCUUCAUUGUUUUGACUGCUACUCUGCUAAUAUGUUAAGGUGAACUUAACAUAUUAGCAGAUUGCACAUACAUACUAGGAACUGUUUUCAGCUAUAGUAGUGGUGAAUAAAGAGAAAUUCAUUCACCAGUAAAGGAGUUUGUCAGAAUCCCUCCUCUUCUGCCACCCUGCUGGAAGGAUUUAUAACAUGAUCUACCAGGAAAAACAGAGGCAAAGUAUAGUGAUAGCCUAAGUGUAUAUUAGGCUGACUCCAACCUCAACCUGUCAGGUAAGUCAAAAGCUGGAAAUCCCCAGAUGAAAAGACAAGGAAAACAGGAAGUGAGGGUUGCAGGCAUGCACUGGAAAACAGUGAGUAAAUUUCCUUUGUUGAUUGUUCCCCUUUCCUUCCAUCCUGCUGGAAGUACAGAACAGUAAGCAGACAAUGCAAGAAAUAUUCUAAACAAGGAGGUGGGUUUUCCCAAGAUGCAGCUUGAAGUACUUUACAUCCAAAAUCUGCCUCCACAAAGUGCUCAAGGUCCACUCAGAGGUGGCUGAUGAAGUCAUGAGGUGAAUAAUAGGUGGUGGUCUUGCAGUUCUUGAGGUCCAUGGCGUUUGCUCCCCCUAACCAAGAAGCAGACAGGUGGAGUAUCCUUUCUGAGAGUAGAGGGGAUUAACUACCCGCUAAGUCAGAUUUACACACACUUUCAACAUACUGCAAGUAGCAGCAAAUAAAACUUGGUAGCAGUCUUUACAUCUAGAGAGUGAAGACUGCGCUUAAGGCUGGAAGAAAGGUUCAGGUAAAAGGUGGAGAGAACAAAUGGUUCAUUUAUGUAGCACACUUUCCUUGGGAAAGAAUUCUGGAAGUAAAUGAAACACUAACUUGUUUAGAAAUACUGCAGAUAAGCAGAGUUGAAAAGGAAUCUGGAGUCUCCCAACUCAACAAGCUGAAGAAUAGUAACUAGCAGGGUAAUCAUGGGAGUUCACACAGUUCCAGGGUUAUAUCUCUCAGCAGUUGAAGGGAGAACAGCAGAAAUUUUUAAGGACCCAUAAAGGUCCCAUUGAGGGGUAAUGGCUCUGAAAUUGGGUUUGUAGGCCAAGGGUUCUGAGAAACUUGGUAGUGUAUGGAUUGGAUUCCAAGGAAGCAAACCCUCCAAGAGCCCCUAAAAGCAGAGACCUGUAUUCUGAGGGAUUAUAGCUUGUUGAAACCCACUAGGAUAUAUUCAAAGAUAUGCUAAAAGAAAAAAGGAGGAAGAAGAAAUCCAUUUCUAGAACUAUCAGUCAGAAAAGGUCACCCAGAUUCUGGAGUAGGUUAGUUACCUGGAGGUAGGGUGCUAAAGCUUCCCUCAGGAGCAGAGGACUGAGGGUGCUCCUCUGACAGUUGAUGUAGGCUCAACUGUCACAGUGGAUUGUUACAUGCUACUCUAGAGUCUGAGGGCCAAACCAAUGGCCCUGAGAGUGUCAAAAGACGAAGAAACUGGUAUUCUUCAGGGGGAAUCAGCAGUCCUGACAGAAGAGGCUCCCCCCUCCACACAAACAUACACCUGAAAAGGAUGGCAUACAAAGUAAUUACAGCAGAAGACUGAAGAACUGAAGGCCCAGAAACAGACUGUGGUCUGCCACUACCCCACUCCCUGACCAAAAAAGGAACAAGGGUUCAUACAAGAAGAAAGGAUUAUGUACUGUAAAUGUGGUUCUUCAAGAUGUGAUUCAGGUGAGUGCAUGCUCAGCACACGGGAGCUGGAGAAUUUUGCCUAACAGUACCAUAGGGGUUGGUGCUGGUGCCUUAUGGCCAUAGCUUCUCCUCUGGCUGUAUGAGGCAGCGCCACCCUGAUGCCUCUCCGUUCUUUCACACCAAAUGCCCAGAGACUAGACUCCGAUGCAGAGGGGGCAGAUGGUGGGUCAUGGAAUACACAUCUGCAUCACAUCUUUAAGAACCACAGUAUGUAACCAUUUCUUCUUUUUCAAUUAGAUGCGGCCAUGUAUUCCACUUUCAUGACUCAUAAGCAGACUGAGUCCCACUUCCUACAGAUCCUAUUUGAACAAUGAGUGCAGGACCACCUUCCCAAAGUUUACAUCAACUCUGGAUCCCACAAUAAUGGCAUAAUGGUUCAAAAAAGUAUGUAUCGAUGACCAUGUGGAAGCCCUGCAAAUAUCCAAUAUUGAAAUAUCACUUAAGAAUGCUAUUGACAUAGCUUACACUCUCACACAAUGAGCCUAAACCAGUACAGGGGGUGUGGCUGAAACUUUUGUAUGCAGUCUUGAUGCAGGAAGUUACCCACUUAGAGACUGUGGAGACUACUUUGGAUUUAGGAAGCAGAAAAUACCCGGAAUAAAAACUAUGACCCUGGUGCUCCGGAGGAACCUCCUCCACUGGUCCCAAAGCCAGAAGAGACUGGACUUGCUCGAGCAGUAUCUUGAGAGAGGUGCCCCUGAAGAGGGAUGAGUAGGUGCGGAAGAGGCAUGAAAAGGAAUUGAAUGGCAUAGCCUGAUCUGACAGUGAUUAGGAUCCAGCUGCCAGAAGUAAUCCAGUCCCAAACACUGAUAAAACAAGUUAGCCUGUCCCUGAACACGGGGGAUGGGGGUAACAGAAGUCCUGAAUGGACCACAGAU
Molecule: messenger RNA, 4416 nt
Organism: Caretta caretta (loggerhead turtle)
Lineage: Eukaryota; Metazoa; Chordata; Testudines; Cheloniidae
Gene: SLC7A9
Product: solute carrier family 7 member 9
Biological process (GO): amino acid transmembrane transport; L-cystine transport
Cellular component (GO): membrane
Molecular function (GO): L-cystine transmembrane transporter activity; neutral L-amino acid transmembrane transporter activity
Source: RefSeq, a predicted model, not a curated record